Molecule: messenger RNA, 197 nt
Organism: Racocetra fulgida
Lineage: Eukaryota; Fungi; Glomeromycota; Glomeromycetes; Diversisporales; Gigasporaceae
Source: the annotation of a GenBank genome assembly
AUAAAUAUGGAGUAGCUAAAACUGGUAAAAAUAAUAAACCUGUAGCAAAAGCUACACAAUCAAUAAAACAGCAUGAAAAAAAGCUUUUAAAUAAUGAAAAAGCACAUAAAUUAGGUGUCAAAGAAGAAUUAGAUCAUUGGCCAAUAUUAGUGAGAACAGCAAAGACAUCUCAAAAAUUGCAACAAUUAUUGUAUUGA